Molecule: messenger RNA, 2167 nt
Organism: Nelumbo nucifera (sacred lotus)
Lineage: Eukaryota; Viridiplantae; Streptophyta; Magnoliopsida; Proteales; Nelumbonaceae
Product: pyrophosphate--fructose 6-phosphate 1-phosphotransferase subunit beta
Biological process (GO): response to glucose; fructose 6-phosphate metabolic process; glycolytic process
Cellular component (GO): cytosol
Molecular function (GO): ATP binding; diphosphate-fructose-6-phosphate 1-phosphotransferase activity; 6-phosphofructokinase activity
Source: RefSeq, a predicted model, not a curated record
CUAACCUCCUACUUGAAACUUGAAAGAUAAAUAAUCCAAAGACGAUUUUGCCCUCCCUAACCAGUUCCUUCUCAACUUAAUAAUAGAGUGUGUGAGACGGACAAGAAGAUCUCCGCCGUUUUUGUUCCUGGUUUCUCUUCACGGUUUCCGCCGAUCUACGCCAAUCAUGUCUUCCUCUACUUUGGUUAUCCCUAACGGCGACGCCACUAUCAGGCAGCCUGCUCCGGCGCCGAGCCCCGGCCGUUUUGCUGAAGUCUAUAGCGAAGUUCAGACACACCGUCUGAAGCAUUCUCUGCCUCUUCCUUCUGUCCUUAAAAGCCCUUUUAAGAUUGUCGAAGGUCCUCCAAGCACCGCUGCUGGAAACCCAGAUGAGAUCGCUAAGCUUUUCCCCAACGUAUUUGGGCAACCUUCUUCAAUGCUGGUCCCUAGCGAUUCGGCGGCACUGGCAUCAAAUGAAAAGUUGAAGAUUGGUGUCGUGCUUUCUGGUGGCCAAGCUCCUGGAGGACAUAAUGUUAUUUCUGGAAUUUUUGAUUACUUGCAGGAUCGUGUGAAAGGUAGCACACUAUAUGGAUUCAAGGGAGGUCCUGCUGGGAUCAUGAGGUGCAAGUUUGUGGAACUGACCCCGGACUACAUCUAUCCCUACAGAAAUCAGGGUGGGUUUGAUAUGAUACGCAGUGGAAGGGACAAGAUUGAAACUCCGGAACAGUUUAAGCAAGCUGAAGAAACAGUAUUAAAGCUUGAUUUGGAUGGGCUUGUUGUUAUUGGUGGAGAUGACUCAAAUACAAAUGCUUGUCUCCUUGCUGAAAACUUUAGGGCAAAGAAUAUGAAAACUCGGGUGCUUGGAUGUCCAAAGACAAUUGAUGGUGACCUGAAGUGCAAGGAGGUUCCUGCAAGUUUUGGGUUUGAUACUGCAUGCAAGAUUUAUGCAGAAAUGAUAGGAAAUGUGAUGACAGAUGCCCGUUCAACUGGAAAAUACUAUCAUUUUGUGAGGCUUAUGGGGCGUGCAGCUUCUCACAUCACAUUGGAGUGUGCUUUGCAGACUCACCCAAACAUCACCAUUAUUGGUGAAGAGGUUGCUGCCAAGAAGCAGACGUUAAAAAAUGUUACGGAUUACAUUACAGAUAUAAUAUGCAGACGUGCUGAACUUGGUUACAACUAUGGUGUUAUACUUGUACCAGAAGGCUUAAUUGAUUUCAUUCCUGAGGUACAACAACUUAUUGCAGAGCUGAAUGAAAUUUUAGCUCAUGAUGUUGUUGAUGAAGGUGGGCUGUGGAAGAAGAAUCUCCAACAUCAGUCUCAGUUGCUUUUUGAAUUUUUACCUAGAGCAAUUCAAGAGCAAUUAUUGCUUGAAAGAGAUCCCCAUGGAAAUGUUCAGGUGGCCAAAAUUGAAACGGAAAAAAUGCUCAUUCAAAUGGUUGAAACUGAGCUGGAGAAAAGGAAGCAGGAGGGCACAUAUAAAGGCGAGUUCAAAGGGCAGUCCCACUUUUUCGGUUAUGAAGGAAGAUGUGGUUUGCCAACAAACUUUGAUUCUACCUACUGCUAUGCUCUUGGUUAUGGUGCUGCUGCCCUCCUCCAUUUUGGAAAGACUGGGCUCAUAUCCUCAGUUGGUAAUUUGGCUGCUCCAGUUGAAGAAUGGACUGUUGGUGGAACUGCAUUGACAUCAUUAAUGGAUGUAGAGAGGAGACAUGGUAAAUUCAAGCCAGUGAUAAAGAAGGCAAUGGUGGAGCUUGAUGGCGCACCAUUCAGAAAGUUCGCGUCCAUGAGGGAAGAGUGGGCCUACAAAAACAGAUACAUCAGUCCAGGUCCCGUUCAGUUUAUUGGUCCACAUUCUGAUGACAUCAAUCACACUCUGCUGCUGGAGCUUGGAGCUCAGGCUUAGGAAUAAUUUAUGGGACAAUGAUCUACAAUUUUAUAUAAGAUUAUAAAGAAUUAAUAAGUACCUUUGUGGGUUUACAUGCAGCUGGAGGGCGAAUGAACCUCUGCCUUCAAAACUUGGCAAAAUUGCUUCUUGAAUGAAGCAGGGGUCAAAGUUUAUAUUAUUUGAGUGCCAAUUUAGACUUCAUUUUUGUAACAUUAGUUAGACUGCUAAUUUUCAUCGUGGAGUGAGCAAUUUUGAUGGGGUAUGUUGGUGUUCGAUUUAAUAAACUGCAUAUUAUCUUGUCUUUUC